AUGGAUGCAGACAGCGGAUAUGAAAUCAAAAGAGCUCGUGAUGCAAUUCAAAUGAUUGAGACCAUACAGUCCAUGAUAGACGUCUCGGCUAAUAGAUUAGAGGGAUUGAGGACGCAAUGUUCGACAAGCGCGGAGCUGACGCAGCAAGAGAUCCGGACUCUGGAGGGUAAACUGGUGAAGCACUUUUCCCGGCAAUUGGUGAUAAAGGCCAAGUUUGGUGAAGAGCUGCAGAGGGAGCUGCGAGACGUACCGAGCCUCAGGCAAUGGCUCCGGGUGGUCGGAUUGAGUGUUGAUGCCAUUGAGGCUGUAUGUUCGCGAAUACCGUCGUUGGAGGCUUUGCGUGAGAGAUCCGAACAUGAGCUACGCGCGCUUCUGUGCGGGGCGAGGGACGAGGAGGUACGCCGGCUCGGCAGGGCUAUGCAGCGGUUGCGAAGUUACACAGAGGCCUUAGCUCGCGGUGAUGGAAGCGUCGAGUUGCCUCUGUACUGGGACAGCUGGGAGCAACGCCACGGCCGAGGCUCCCCGCGCUCUAGGGAGGAACGGAACCACCACAAGAAGAACUCCGCUCCCAAGAUACAGGGCAAUGGUGGUAAAUCUCCAACGACGCCAGUGAGCAAACGAAAGCAGAACUCACACUUACCAGCCCCCGACUCGCUCACCAAGUCGCGAUCACACGAAUCCCAACUGUCGGUCAAACCUGACGCCUCGGACCACAGUGACAACAGUCAAUCGUCAGCGGUUGGCAACACUGAAGGGUCACCACCUGCCUCGCCAAGGGAACCCGAACCGGAGUACCCACAGAGAAAUUAUAACACUAAUACACAUCAUGGUAGUCCCAUGGGUGGUCCCAGAUCGCCGCGCGUGGGCGUAAACACGACGCCCAUGGUGCCUGUGAGCGUAAGCGCCGUGGGCGGCUGCAUGGCUCACGACAUCGCCCACCGAUUCACCAAAACGUUCAAUAUGAUAGCGACGUGCGAUUACUGCGAUAAGCAGAUGCUCUUCGGUUCAGGGCUCAAGUGUAAGGAGUGCAAGUUUAAAUGUCACAGAGAGUGCGAAAGCAAAGUGCCGCCCUCUUGCGGGCUGCCGCAGGAAUUUGUGAACGUUUUCAAGGAAAAGAUUCACAAAGACGCUGGUUACUACUUAUCGUCGCCCAGCGCUGGCCGUGGGAUGGUCGCUUCUGUGACUCCGACGAGGCGGGCGCGACCGCCGACGCAACAUCAUUACUCGGGCAACCCUGAUUCUUCGUCUAACACAUCUUCGUGUAACAGCUCAACCCCAUCCUCCCCCGCGCUCGCCCCCGCUGCCCCUCCGACACCCCAAUCCCACCACCACUACCAGUUGAAUACAGGGCGGCGGUUUCAUUUCCCAGAUGUAAAACCAACGGUUUCAAGUCCUAACCAUACAUCCGCAGUGCAGUCACCAGCGCGUACCACCGUCGACACAAAACAGGAUCUCACAUCGAGUAUAAGAAGUGAGGGGUCAGGACGGGUGUCUCUCAGCGGGUCCGGCUCUACGGACAGCGGGGGUGCCCCGAGGGAUAAUUCGGUGGAUAUGCCGUCCCACGAUGACCGGUGGCCCAGGCAGAACAGCUUAUCAAUGAAAGAAUGGGACAUCCCAUAUGACGAGCUGAAACUGUACGAAGUGAUAGGGGCGGGGCGGUUCGGUACGGUGUACAGGGGCAGUUGGCACGGCGCGGUUGCGGUCAAGGUGCUACACGUUCACGCACUCAACGACCACUGCGCGCCUUUGGAUACGUUCAAGCAUGAGGUGGCAACAUUCCGUAAGACCCGACAUGAAAACUUGGUGCUGUUUAUGGGUGCUUGCAUGAAGCCGCCGCGACUGGCCAUAGUAACGUCACUGUGCAAAGGCAUGACGCUGUACACACACAUCCAUUUGAGGAAAGACAAGUUCACGGCGAACAAAAGUGUGUUGGUGGCGCAGCAGAUCUCACAGGGUAUGGGAUAUCUUCACGCGCGAGGCAUCAUCCACAAGGACCUCAAAACGAAGAACAUCUUCUUAGAGAACGGAAAGGUGGUCAUCACGGACUUUGGCCUCUUCAGCGUUACCAAGCUUUGUUUUGGAAACAAUGCUCGUGGAGACAGCUUAGGUAUACCAUCGGGCUGGCUGUGCUACCUCGCUCCAGAGCUAGUCAGAGCGUUACGUCCGCACGCGUCGCUACAUUUACCUUUCUCCAAACAGACAGAUGUCUAUGCUUUUGGAACGGUCUGGUACGAACUAUUAUGCGGGGAAUACCCCUUCAAAGGUCAGCCGGCGGAAGCGAUCAUCUGGCAAGUCGGCAAAGGUGCGAAACAGUCCCUCGCUAAUAUGCAAGCUUCGAGGGAUAUAAAGGAUAUCCUGAUGCUCUGCUGGUCGUACCGAGAAAGCGAACGACCCGACUUCCCACACCUGCUAUCAACUCUAGAGAAGCUUCCAAGAAAGCGAUUAGCGCGGUCCCCCUCGCACCCCGUACAUCUGUCUCGCUCUGCAGACUCAGUGUUCUGA
Molecule: messenger RNA, 2502 nt
Organism: Leptosia nina
Lineage: Eukaryota; Metazoa; Arthropoda; Insecta; Lepidoptera; Pieridae
Source: the annotation of a GenBank genome assembly